CUCGGUAACCCCACUUGCAAGAACUUUCAAUGCCGGCCGGCGAACGAAGGCCUCAGUCACAUCCCAGCAUUGGAAGAUUUUGGGUGCCUUGGUGUGGUGCUUUUGUUGUCAAAAUGGGAGUCAUUGGCUUUUUGCUGGUGAUCUUGGCUACGAUCCUACUGUCAGAAGCAGAUGAGAGUGUGAUCGUCUCCACUCGGUUAGGAAAGAUAUCUGGCUUCAAGGAGCAAUCCACGAAAGGAAAUCCAUUCUAUUCAUUUCAUUCUGUGCCUUAUGCAGAACCACCGACUGGAAGUCUCCGACUUAAGGACCCUAUCCCUGUCAAAAGUUGGAGUGGUAUAAAGAACGGGACGGUAGUUCCUUCAACUUGUCCACAAAUACCAUUCAUUGAAGCUACACUGAGGACGCCAGUUUAUGAUGGAAAUGAAGAUUGCUUGUAUUUAAGCAUAUUCACCAGCAAGCCAAAUGAAGAAAAUGCUGCCCUACCAGUGAUGGUUUUUAUUCACGGCGGAGCCUUUUUUUCUGGCGGCAUCAACUGGUAUGCACCAUACGUUCUCAUGAAUGAAGAAGUUGUGUUUGUAAUUAUUCAGUACAGGCUCGGAAUUCUUGGUUUUCUGUCCACCGAAGAUGACGUCAUCCCAGGGAACUUUGGUAUGAAGGACCAAGUGUUAGCUCUGCAGUGGAUACAAGAGAAUAUUCAUAACUUUGGUGGUGAUAAAACUCGUGUCACCAUAUUUGGAGAAAGCGCUGGUGGGGCUUCUGUCCAUUUUCAUGUUCUUUCGCCUUACUCCAAAGGGCUUUUCUCUAGAGGAAUCAUGCAGUCUGGAACAUUACUUAACCCCUGGGCAAUGGGUGGUGCGUUUAGGGAAGUAGCAAUGUUCACGGGAAAACGCUUCGGUUGUCAAGGUUUAAGCGCACCCAGUGAGCAAUCCAGCGAAUCUCUUCUUGCUUGUCUUCAAGGGAUUGAUGUCGUUAAUCUUACUCUCAGCCUUCAGGAUCAUAUUCACUGGAACUUCAAUCCUGUCCUAUUUGGUCCAAGGGUGGACGGGGAUUAUUUACCAGAAGGACCAGAAGUCCUGAUAAAAGAAGGCCGGUACAACAAAGUAAACCUUAUGUCAGGUGUUACUUCCCACGAAGGAGCACUCUUUACCUUUCCUUUAUUUUCAAAUGAGGCUCUCAGACAAGACCUCUUGAAUAACUUUAAGGAAAUGGGACCAGCCUCACUAGAUAUCCGUGAUGGAGAUGCAUCACCAGCAGAGUUAGCUCAGCGAAUUUUUAAUUAUUAUGUUGGUGGGGUAAAAGUCAGUUCUGAAGACGCUGAUAAUCUCUGUGAAAUGUAUGGUGACUGGCAAUUCAUAUUAGGACACGAUUUGGUUGCCAAGUUCCAUAUCAAAAGUUCCCCUGAAGUUCCAAUUUAUCUGUAUGAGUUAAAACACAGGGGACAGCGAUCCAUCGGUGAUUACUACAGUGCAGGUGUUGGAGAGACAUGGGUUUGUCAUGCUGAUGACUUAUUCUACCUUUUUACUGGUGAAAACACUUACUGGAAGCCUCUUGAGAGAGAAGAGGAUCUGAGAUUAAGAGAAAUUGUUACAAAGCUUUGGUAUAACUUUGCUGCAGUAGGAAACCCAACACCAGACAAUUCAUUGGGAUUCACUUGGAAACCUGCUAGUGAAGAUUAUUUUGUUCAUCUCUCUCUUAUGCCAUCACCCUUCAUGGAAGAGGAUAAGAGACAGGAGGUACGAAAGUUCCUAGAAAGUCUGCCAACAAAACUGAACUAUAUAUUGCACCCAGAUUCUGUUUCAGCAGAGCAGCUUCAAAAGUUUGUGGAAGAAAACGCUGGAGGGGAAAAUAUCAACAGUCCCAGGAAAUAUACCAGAAAAGAUGAGCUGUAGCAAUCAAGAAGUGAUCAUGUAACAGUUCAAAAUGCUGUGGGCCAACUUUUAUAAGAGCAAAGCUAAAGACAAAUGAAGGAUUUUAAUUUUCUUUUGCUUUGUGAUGAGGAAAAUUUCACGUGCACCUCGUUUGCUAAAAAUGUCAAGUGAAAGAAAUAAAAGUUCUUUUACA
Messenger RNA from Macrobrachium nipponense, 2061 nucleotides. Its product is annotated as juvenile hormone esterase-like. The record is from RefSeq and is a predicted model, not a curated record. The coding region runs from base 30 to 1889 and encodes 619 amino acids. The transcript has 12 exons. NCBI's taxonomy places the organism in Eukaryota, Metazoa, Arthropoda, Malacostraca, Decapoda, Palaemonidae.